CCGGUACUAGGUAACGAGGUAAAAUGCGACGGAGAGUCCGCACACAAUCGGCAGUUUUAUCGUUAUUUUAAACUUUCAGCUGCUGUUACAUUGAUGUACCUCAGUAAGUACUGUGUUACAUAUCCACCUCAGGUUUCAGUUAUAUUCAUCAUUCAGGGGGGCUUUUAUCGUUGUCCGUUAAGUGCAUGUAGCCGGGCGGAAGGAAACAGACAAAUAAAACUUAGAUAAACCACUAAUAGAAACCUCUCAGUAGUUUGUUGUCUUCAACAGCGUCUUGCUACCUGCGCCGCCAUGACUGCUAAUCCUCCAGGACAAGCCUUCCCAAACAAAACACGCGUGGCGAUCCUGGCUGAGCUGGAGAAGGAGAGGAGGCGGCUGAUGCAGAGUCAGUCCAUGAACACUCCUGGGGCCAGCAUCCCACUGUCCAGGCCAAGUCUGAAGGAGUUCAGGGACAACGCGGAACAGCAGCACAUCGCUGCUCAGCAGAAGGCCGCCCUGCAGCACGCACACACACACUCAUCGGGCUUCUUCAUCACUCAGGACUCCUCAUUUGGAAACCUCAUCCUCCCCGUCCUUCCACGCCUGGAGCCCGAGUCAUGACCUUUCACCCCUGAUCUUCCUCCUUGCUGCCUGGGACAAAGCUUUGAAAUACGUGCACAUCAGAUCCCUGUCUCUCCCAGUUUCCUCUUUUAAGUCUGUGAUUAAUAGACAGUUGUUUGUCAUCUUGUAAACAAUCUCAGGGGAAAGUGAAUCCAUCAUUUUUACAUUUUCCAGACUAACAAGCUGGCUGCUGAUUUUAGGAAAGCUUUCCAAACAGUCAGAUUAGAGAUUCCAGAUCACUAUGAAACAUCCUGUCAACCAGGGAUUAAAGGUGAACUCUAGAUAAAUACUGUAAAUGUUAUCCUGCUCUGCUGGCUAUCACAUGGAUUUCCAUAAAAUGUACAUUUUGUCAGGUUUUUUUACAUUUGUAAUUGAUUUGUAUUAAUAUUCGGAUAAUAAAAUUGUUACAUUCAAUUGUAA
Seriola dumerili (greater amberjack) is the source of this 1020-nucleotide messenger RNA. It is a transcript of the gene inip, whose product is annotated as INTS3 and NABP interacting protein. Lineage: Eukaryota; Metazoa; Chordata; Actinopteri; Carangiformes; Carangidae. Gene Ontology annotation, cellular component: SOSS complex; nucleus; nucleoplasm. Gene Ontology annotation, biological process: DNA repair. The transcript is spliced from 4 exons. Bases 292 to 600 code for a protein of 102 amino acids. The record is from RefSeq and is a predicted model, not a curated record.